Nymphaea colorata (pocket water lily) is the source of this 591-nucleotide messenger RNA. Its product is annotated as RING-H2 finger protein ATL54-like. The coding region runs from base 1 to 591 and encodes 196 amino acids. Gene Ontology annotation, biological process: protein ubiquitination. The transcript has a single exon. Gene Ontology annotation, molecular function: transferase activity. Lineage: Eukaryota; Viridiplantae; Streptophyta; Magnoliopsida; Nymphaeales; Nymphaeaceae. The record is from RefSeq and is a predicted model, not a curated record.
AUGGUAGCUGUUAUUUCAACUGUCCUCCUGGUGGUUAGCCUCUUUAUCACGUCUGUCAGGUGCUACCAGAGAAGGAAUCCGCUCCGGAGGGCUAUGCAACGGUGGCAGACGCCGCCGCCUGCUAUGGAUCAGUUUCUGGAGGUUGAAGAACCGACCAACCCUAGUUGGUACAUCAACACGGUGGGUCUCGAUGAAUCGCUCAUAAACUCGAUUACUUCCUGCAAAUUCAAGAGUGGGGAGGGCCUAGUUGAAGAAACGGGGUGUUCAGUUUGUCUGAGCGAGUUCGAAGAUGGUGACGAUCUCAGGAUUCUGCCCAAGUGUAGCCAUGCCUUUCACCUUCAGUGCAUAGAUAGAUGGCUAAGGGCUCAUGUUAAUUGUCCCUUGUGCCGGGCACCGAUCUUCGUUAAUAACCUUAAUUCAGUUUCUGGAGAGAAUAUCGCUACAGUGACCCCUUCAAUGGAUGCAUCAUAUGCUCUGGAAUCGGAUGAUGGUAGAGAAAGCAACGGCGAUCUGAGCAGGAAUUCAGAUUCAAUGGCAGUUGAAAUUGGAGACUCAGGGCGUGAAAAUGAAACGGUGGAUGGCAAACCUUAA